Molecule: messenger RNA, 1252 nt
Organism: Limulus polyphemus (Atlantic horseshoe crab)
Lineage: Eukaryota; Metazoa; Arthropoda; Merostomata; Xiphosura; Limulidae
Product: cytochrome b561-like
Exons: 4
Coding region: 132-767 (211 amino acids)
Molecular function (GO): oxidoreductase activity
Source: RefSeq, a predicted model, not a curated record
AAGUGUGAGCCUGUUCUCCGAAAGAAGGACAUGGACCCUAGAGAAAACGAGGCUUCGUCUGCUGUCCUUUUUAAUCUUGGAAUUGCGGCUGUCGAGAUCUUUGGGAUUGUGUCUGUUGUUUUAUCGUUUGGAUGGACUGGUUAUUACAUGGGGGCUUUGCUUGGCAAACUGACCCCAAGUUGGAGUUUAACCUACAUCCAGUUCUUAUGAUUACUGGUUUCGUUUUUCUUUAUGGAAAUGCUAUUCUUGUUUUUCGAGCGUUGCCAGGGAAAAAGAAGACGACUCUUAAAAUUCUACAUGUUAUGUUACACACCCUCUCUUUGGUGUGUGUUAUUGUGGGGCUCAAAAGUGUAUUUGACUCUCGUAACCUUCCAGCCAAACCCAUCUCCAACCUUUAUUCUCUUCAUAGCUGGUUAGGGUUACUCUCUGUUAUACUCUAUAUUUUGCAGUAUAUUUUCGGAGUGGUGUUUUUCGUCUUUACUGGGAUGUUAAAAAAAUGGAGGUCAAAGUAUCUAGCGUUUCAUACUUUCUUUGGCUUAGGAAUAUUUUUGAUGGACGUGUUUACGUGUGUGGUUGGAAUAAAUGAGGAGCUUUUUAUUGGUUUUUCGAAGUACAGCACACUUCCAAGUCCAGCACUAAUAGGAAAUCUGCUGGGGUUUGUACUAUUAUGUAUGGCUGUCCUGGUCAUCUAUUUGGCUUCGUCACCCCAGUUUAAACGUCAACCACUUCCUGAAGAGUUAUUCAUCCUUCAAGGUGGAAGACUUUAAACAUGGAGCUUUGUACUGGCAGUUACGGUAUGUGUUUUGGUGGACGUUCCUAAAGAAGCUGUAAAGCGAAACGUCGAGUGUCCAAUCAAAGAAAAAUAGCAAAUUUGGUGUUAUAGGGUCGUUUACUACUAGUAUUACAUUACCGUUUUGUUGAAACUUUACGUACAAGUUGAAUAGUAUUUAUAUCAGUGCUUGCAGGAGCUCGCGCCAAAAAUUUAAUUUGACCGCUACUGGUGGAGGAUAACAAGGGGAAUACAUUAGAAACAAACACACACAAGUACUAACACCACAGUCAUAGAAAUAUAUAUCAUUUCAUUUAUCAAAAGGACCGACCUAGUACGAGGGCAGGGCCCCUCCAUUGUGCACGCUUCCUAUUGGUUUUUAUUCUUGUUAAUGAAUAAAUGGAUAUUGUUUGUAAUCUAUUUUUCGAAUAGCUGUGCUGUUUCUUUUAAAGCAAAUAAAUACAUCUACGUUGUUGGUGGUAA